AUGAAUACAAAAUCAACGAGUUUUCUUGUCUUUGUAAAUGGAGCUAUUGAAAAUGCUGAAGUAAAUGAUUUCGAUGAUCUUUAUCUUCGUUUUUCAUAUGUUAUUGGAAAAGAUUGGAAAAUAUGUUCAGGUCUCGAAGAAGGAACAACACAAAUAGCACAUAAAAGUGUUCAAAUUGGAUCAAAAAUAGUUUUUAAUUUUCCAUUAGAAGCUACAUUUCGAUCAACAAAUCCUUUUGGAUGUUUGUAUUUAUAA
Messenger RNA from Rotaria sp. Silwood2, 255 nucleotides. Lineage: Eukaryota; Metazoa; Rotifera; Eurotatoria; Philodinida; Philodinidae. The record is from the annotation of a GenBank genome assembly.